This is a messenger RNA of Corticium candelabrum, 1006 nucleotides long. Its product is annotated as elongation factor Ts, mitochondrial-like. Gene Ontology annotation, biological process: mitochondrial translational elongation. Lineage: Eukaryota; Metazoa; Porifera; Homoscleromorpha; Homosclerophorida; Plakinidae. Bases 95 to 1006 code for a protein of 303 amino acids. Gene Ontology annotation, cellular component: mitochondrial matrix. The transcript is spliced from 4 exons. Gene Ontology annotation, molecular function: protein binding; translation elongation factor activity. The record is from RefSeq and is a predicted model, not a curated record.
AAGGCCUAGAGUUAGUGUGCCGUGUGGUAUAAUUGCAGGCUACACGUGUUGCGCAUGCUUCAAGUUCAGUUGCUCUGCAAUUGCAAGUGGAGGAAUGCUGUAUCGUUGUAGUUUGUCGAUAUUUUGUUCACGUACAGCUUUUUCAGCACGUCGAAUUCGAUCCAAUUUGAGUACACAUGCGCAGAAAGUCUCUACAGAAUUGUUAGCCCGACUACGUAAAUCGACUGGUUAUCCUAUUCUGAAAUGCCGUCGGGCUUUGUUGGAGACUGGAAACGAUUUGCAGAAGGCAGAAGCGUGGCUUGCCGACGAAGCACAGCGAGAAGGUUGGACACGCGUAGAGCAGCUGCAGUCGAGGAAAACGUCGCACGGUCUUGUGGCUGUGAAGACUGAGAAAACGUAUGGCGUAAUGGUCGAGGUGAAUUGUGAGACCGACUUUGUAUCUCGAAACGAGACAUUCCAAGGUUUUGUCGGAAUGGUGACACAAUCGUUCUUUACUCAUUACGAGCAUAUGAGUCACUCAUGCUCCACCCCGGUUAGCAUGUUUGAGGCUGACGGCGACAUUCUGUCGUCUCUGUCGACGCCAGAAUCGUCAAGUAUAGGCGAUCAACUGGCAAAGACGGUCGGCAGGCUCUCAGAGAAAGUAUCGCUCCGUCGAGGUGUAGCUCUAUCUACUGCUCAAGGUGUGGUCGUAGGGUAUAGUCAUGGAAGUGUUCCACGUGUUGUCGAUCUCCCGUGUUCUGUGGGCAGUUAUGGUGCUCUGGUCGCCCUACAGGGAUCGGAGAGCGAGGAUGCUGUGAGGAAACUCGGAUCUCGUAUUGGCAUGCAAGUAGUGGGAACGAAUCCAAAGGGAAUGGAGCCGCCGCACGAAAGCAAAACGAUGGACAAGCAAGACUGGCUAUUGAGUCAACAGUUUCUGUUUGACAAUAGUGUUAUGAUACAGGAAAUGUUAGAAUCACACGGAGCUACCAUUUUUGGAUUCCUUCGAUAUUCAUGCGGUGACGACUAG